AUGGAUCCCUUGUUUUGGACUUCAGAAACUAACAACUUUCGACCUUUCACCCGUGAGUCCUUGGCAGCAAUUGAGAAAAGAAUUGCUGAGAAAAAAUCCCAGAAAGCUGAAGCUAAAAGGGAGAACAAGGACAAAGAAGUUGAAGAAAAUAAGCUUACUCCUAAGCUUGAUCUGAAAACCUGCAAAAAACUGCCAUCUGUGUAUGGGGAUCUUCCUGCGGAGCUCAUUGGGGAACCCCUGGAGGAUAUUGAUUCAUACUACAGUGAUCACAAGACUUUUAUGGUAUUAAACAAAAGUAGGAUUAUUUACCGGUUUACUGCCACAUCUGCCUUGUGUAUAAUUAGUCCUUUUAAUCCAGUCAGAAAAGCAGCAGUUAAAAUUAUGAUCCAUUCAUUAUUUACUUGCUUUAUUAUAUGUACUGUGGUACUCAAUUGUGUUUCCAUGGCUGUAAUGCUUCCACGUGAACUCUACUGGACUGAAUAUAUUUUUACUGGCAUAUAUACUUGUGAAAUAUUGAUAAAAGUACUAGCAGCAGGAUUUGUUUGGAAUGAAUUUACCUUUCUUCGAGAUCCAUGGAACUGCAUGGAUUUUGUCACUACUGUCAUAACGUAUGCUACUAUGGGCAAGGGUUCAGCUCUUCGAACUUUCAGGGUACUGAGGACUUUGAAAGCUAUUUCAGUAAUACCAGGUCUGAAAGUCAUCGUAAAUUCACUUAUUGAAUCUGUUAAGAGACUUACAGAUGUGUUGAUCUUCACUGUUUUUUGCUUGAGUAUAUUUGCUCUAAUAGGCCUUCAGCUUUUUAUGGGCAAUUUAACAUCCAAAUGUGUCCUCAAUAAUACUGAUUACAAUGACACAUUAUGUAAGGAUGCUAAGAUCUAUGUACCAGAUACUAAAGGUAAAUUUUAUUCUUUUCUCUCAUUUCAUAAUGUGUAUAUCUGCGCUAGAAUGAAUAAAUCUUCUGAAAUAUUGCUCUGUGGGUUCAGUUCAUAUCCUGACAAUGAGUGCCCCCAAAACUAUAUCUGUAGGAAGAUUGGGAAGAAUCCUGACUUUGGUUAUACAAGUUUUGAUCAUUUUGGUUGGGCUUUCCUUUCUUUGUUUCGUCUUAUGACACAGGAUUACUGGGAACGUCUCUACAGACAAACUAUUCGUACAUCUGGAAAGAGCUAUGUUUUAUUUUUUAUGGCAGUCAUCUUUUUAUGCUCAUUUUAUCUCUUCAAUCUGAUCUUGGCUGUGGUAACUUUGGCAUAUAAAGAGCAAAAUAAAGCUCUAGAGGAAAAAGAAAAAUUACUUCAGGAUGCCUAUCAAGUUCUAGAGGAAGAACAGAUGUUGGCUACGGGAGAAGGUAAUAAGGCCCUACAUGUUGAAUCCAAAAUGUCAGCUGCUGAGUUAAAAACUUCAGAAGAAAAAGAGAUGAAAAAAGAAAAACCUACUUUAAGAAAAAGUUCAAUUUUAAGUGAUCAUGACAAAGAUGAGCACAUAUUUCAGUCACAGCCUAUUCACUGCCAGAAGAAGCUUAGGCAGUUACUGCUGUCCUAUGAAUUGUCAGUGGACUCUAUUAAUGAUCCUUUUCAAAGACAAAGGUUAAUGAGUGCAGCCAAUAUUAUUACAGGUAAUUAGUAAAUGCAAAAGUCAAAAAUUACAUGCCCUUCUCGAUGGAAGCAUCUUACUCGAAAGUGUCUAAUUUGGAAUUGUUGUCCAUUCUGGAGAGCACUCAAAGAGAAGGUGAAAAUGGUAAUUUUGAGUCGAUCUGCUGAUAACUUGAUCAUGGUUUGCAUUAUUGCAAAUACCUUUCUCAUGGCUUUGGAGCAGCCUCAUGUGAACUCUGAUUAUCAAGAAAUAUUUCGUAGAAGUGACUUGGUCUUCACCGUGAUUUUUACAACAGAAAUGAUCUUGAAAAUCAUUGCUCUUGAUCCUUACAACUAUUUUCAGCAAAAAUGGAAUAUUUUUGAUAGCAUAGUUGUUAUGAUUGACCUAAUAAGCUUUAAAGAAAAUCUAUCAUAUUUCAGGCUGCUCAGGAUCUUCAAAUUGGCAAAAUUCUGGCCAGCCUUAAAUACUCUUAUGAAAAUAAUUCUAAACUCAGUUGGUGCUCUGGGUAACCUCACUCUGGUUUUGAUUAUCACUAUAUUUAUUUUUGCUGUAGUAGGAAGGCAGGUUUUAGGCACUUAUUAUAAAGAAUAUUCUCAUAAAAUAAGCACUGAUGAACAAUUGCGCUGGCAUAUGAAGGAUUUUUAUCAUUCAUUCCUGAUUAUAUUCCGAAUAUUAUGUGGAGAAUGGAUUGAAACCAUGUGGGAAUGUAUGGAAGUGGCUGGAAAAGGGCUGUGUCUUCCCAUUUUCUUGGUAGUCCUGGUCAUAGGAAACCUGGUGGUGCUCAACCUAUUCAUUGCCUUGCUGCUGAAUUCGUUCAAUACUGACUCUUCAACGGAUCAAGAGGUAUCUGGACAAAUGACCAAAAGUCAGAAGACUGUUGCGCAGAUUCGCAAGGGCCUGCAGUCUGUGAAAGACAGAAUUUUGGGCCAUUGUGGCAAAACAAUGAAACGAAGCCUCAAAACAACAGCCAAAAAGAAGACUUCGGUGAAAAUUUCAGCCAAAGACAUAGAGGAAAAUAACUAUGCCAUGACAGAUGUCAGAAAGGAUAUAGACAACAGCUGCUUAGACCUGACUUAUUACAAUACUGAAAGAAAUUGCUCAGUAACAAGGAAAUAUGAACAAUUUUUGACCAGUCAUAGUACCUGUGUUCCCAUUGCAGUACCAGAAACUUACAUGGAUGAAGGUGGUGAUGAGCACAGUCUAUGCACAGAAAUAGAAUACAGAAAACAGAAAUAUGAUGGUGGUAGCUAUUCUGAAGCCAGCACUGUGGAUCCAGUUGUUCUCCUGGAGACCUUUUCCCAGCCUCAAACCUCACACCUACCCAAGGGCUGUUUUACAGAAAGUUGUGUUGAAUGUUUUCCAUGUUGUGCAGUGGAUGCCACUAGGUUUCCAGGCAGAACUUGGUGGAACUUUAGAAAAACCUGUUACAGAAUUGUUAAACAUAGCUGGUUUGAACAUUUUAUAAUUUUUAUUAUAAUAUUGAGCAGCGCCGCACUGGCAUUUGAAGAUAUUCACCUACAGGAGAGACGAAAAGUGAAAAUGCUCCUAGAAUAUGCUGAUAAAAUGUUUACCUACAUCUUUUUUAUGGAGAUGCUGCUGAAAUGGGUGGCUUAUGGUUUGCCCAGUUAUUUCACAAAUGCCUGGUGUUGGCUCGACUUCAUCAUUAUAUGUGUAAGUAUUGUAUUCAGCUUGUCUUAUGUAUUGAUUUGUUCCUCUGAGAAUGCCCUGAAAUCUCUCAGGACUCUUAGAGCAUUGAGGCCUCUUCGAGCUUUGUCAAGAUUUGAAGGGAUAAAGGUUGUUGUGAAUGCACUCUUGGGAGCCAUCCCCUCAAUCUUGAAUGUUUUGCUCGUCUGUAUUGUCUUCUGGCUCCUAUUUAACAUUGCAGGAGUAAAAUUACUUGGAAAAAAAUUUUGGAAAUGCACACUCUCAAAAGGAAAUACCAGUUCAAUUUGGAACAAAACUGAUUGUACUCACUGUAAUGGCAUAUGGACAAAUAGUGGUGUGAACUUUGAUAAUGUUGGGAUGGGAUACUUGGCUCUCCUCCAAGUGGCAACUUUUAAAGGUUGGAUGGAUAUUAUGUAUGCAGCAGUGGAUUCUCGUCAGAUAGAUGAACAGCCAAAGUUUGAAGCAUUCUCAGCCAUGUAUAUGUAUUUUGUGAUUUUCAUUAUUUUUGGAUCUUUCUUCAUGCUGAACCUUUUCAUUGGAGUAGUUAUCAGCAAUUUCAACCAACAAAGGAAAAUGAUAAGUGGAAAAGAUCUAUUUUUGACUGAGGAACAGAAAAAGUAUUAUAAUGCCCUAAAAAAACUUGGAUCAAAGAAACCUCAAAAACCCAUCCCAAAACCAUUGAAUACGUUCCAAGGAUUGCUGUUUGAUAUAGUAUCACACAAAGCAUUUGAUAUUACCGUUGCAGUUUUCAUCUGUCUAAAUAUGGUCAUUAUGAUGGCAGAAAAUAACCAGGACAACGUCAAGGAUGUUCUUAAUAAGAUCAACCUGUUUUUUGUGGCAGUGUUUACUGGGGAAUGUAUCAUAAAAAUACUAGCCUUAAGACAUUACUUUUUCACCUGUGGCUGGAACAUAUUUGAUUUAGCUGUUGUGAUCCUUUCACUAGUUAGUACUGGACUUGCUGAAGGCUUUCAAACUUGGUUCUCCCCUACGGUUCUGAGAAUUUUUCGUUUGGCAAGAAUUGGCCGAAUCCUGAGAUUAAUUCGACAAGCUAGAGGAAUUCGAGCCCUGCUUUUUGCAUUACUGAUGUCUCUUCCUGCACUGUUCAACAUUGGUCUUUUGCUAUUUCUGGUUAUGUUCAUUUAUGCCGUUGUGGGCAUGACAAACUUUGCCUGUGUUGGCUGGGAAGGUGGGAUUAAUAACCUUUUCAACUUUCAAACCUUCGAUAGUAGCAUUCUCUGUCUCUUCCAAAUUACAACAUCAGCUGGCUGGGAUGGUCUUCUGGCCCCUCUGUUAAAAGAAUCUAAUUCAUGUGCUCCCAACUUAAAUUUAACAAGUGAGCAGAAAAAAAAUUGCAGAAGUAGGGGGGUUGGGAUUUUUUAUUUUGUAAGCUAUGUCAUUAUAUCAUUUCUUAUUGUUGUAAAUAUGUACAUAGCUGUCAUUUUAGAGAAUUUCAAUGUUGCCACUGAAGAAAGCACAGAUCUUCUUUGUGAGGAUGACUUUGAUAUGUUUUAUGAGACCUGGGGAAAAUUUGAUCCUCAGGCAACACAGUUUAUCGAAUAUUCUGCUCUUUCAGACUUUGCAGAUGCUCUGGCAGAACCCUUGCGCAUUCCAAAGCCUAAUAAAAUUCAGCUCAUAUCCAUGGACCUCCCUCUAGUUAGUGGAGAUAAGAUCCACUGCUUGGAUAUCUUGCUUGCUUUCUCUAAAAGGGUUUGGGGAGAAUCUGGAGAUUUGGGUGAUCUUGAAAUGCACAUUGAAGAAAAAUUUAUGGCUGAUGAUCCAGCUAAAACUUCUUGCAAGCCAAUUACUACUACCCUUAAAAGGAAACAAGAGGAAGUAUCAGCUCGUAUUAUUCAAAAGGCGUUCCGGAGGUAUUUGGUGCAGCGCUCUUCUAAAAAGAAACCUUUCUUAUACCACCGUAGACGCUACAACAGUGCUGUCCUUGAAGAAAGAACAUGUGAGAAAGAAACUCUUAUUGCAUCAAUGCUUAAUAAAGAUAAUGGUAGGAAGCUAGACAAAUCAUGGACAACAUCUUCCAUAUCUCUCCCUUUAUUUUAUGAUGGUAUUGCUGAAACAGAUAGCAAUAAUAUGGACACACAAGGUUGCCCCAGGCUGCAUCAUUUUUGA
Molecule: messenger RNA, 5376 nt
Organism: Melopsittacus undulatus (budgerigar)
Lineage: Eukaryota; Metazoa; Chordata; Aves; Psittaciformes; Psittaculidae
Product: sodium channel protein type 5 subunit alpha-like
Exons: 25
Biological process (GO): neuronal action potential; sodium ion transmembrane transport; membrane depolarization during action potential
Cellular component (GO): plasma membrane; axon; voltage-gated sodium channel complex
Molecular function (GO): voltage-gated sodium channel activity
Source: RefSeq, a predicted model, not a curated record